AUGCUGGAUGAAACGAUCCCCAGUGCUACCACCAUCCUAAGCGACCAUAACAUCCCAUACGCGUACUGGUACGAACAUGCGCUGCAUUACUAUGGCUCAAAAACAGUGGUAUUCUCCAUCCAUCUCCUUGUGAAAUCAGCUCGAGAUGCAGAGGCAUGUCUGCGAAACGCCGGGUGGCAGGCCGCCGCGGUCCCGCAGUACGCACCUCAAUACUACGACCCAGCGAUCGACAAGCAAGUCGUCCUGGAUUACCCUGGUGCGGAGGAAACCACCGUUGUGCUCCUCUCUGUCUAUACGUGGCCCGGAAUCACACUUUCGGUCGAGGCCGAUAGUCAUUAUCCGACACUGCCGGAAAUGUACAACGCUCUUGCGCAACGCUUUCUCGACACGGAUUGUCUGGCUUUUAGACAGUAUCUCAACAUCCAACUAGGAUACCUCUAUGAGGACUGUGUGGACCUCGCUUCUUCGGACUUCUUGGCAAGGCUGCCUACCGACAUACAGCAGUUUCAUCUUGACUGGCGGUCCGGGACAUUGUGGAUGGACACAACCAUGACGCUGGAGCACGAACGGCGCAUCCGUGAGCGCGUCAGGAGGGGCGACUGGCAGCUCAUGCCCCAAGGCUCCGCAGCGCUCGGCGGCUCAAAGGCGGAUCGCGAUUUCGAGGCAAGGUUGUCUGCUGAGGCCAACAAGGCCAACGAGUGGAGGGCCUCGUCUUGA
This is a messenger RNA of Trametes versicolor FP-101664 SS1, 717 nucleotides long. RefSeq lists its product as uncharacterized. The coding region runs from base 1 to 717 and encodes 238 amino acids. The transcript has a single exon. NCBI's taxonomy places the organism in Eukaryota, Fungi, Basidiomycota, Agaricomycetes, Polyporales, Polyporaceae. The record is from RefSeq and is a predicted model, not a curated record.